AUGCCACCUGGUUAAUUGUAAGCUAAUAUCUGAUAUUUUAUAGGCAGAAGAACAAAUAAUAAUAAAAAAAUGUGUUGACUCCUUAAAAAUUGGAAUUGUUACAGGAGAAUCGUAAAUUACUUAGUCACAUAUUCAAUAUCGGAAAUUUGCAUGGGCAACACAAUCUCCACAGAGCUAUGCUUAGGUAUUUUUUUCUUUAAUAAUUCUAAUAGAAUGAGAGCGGCGAUGAUCGAGAAAAAAAUAGAUGUCUCUAAGAUAUCCAAAAAAAUUAAAGGAAAGAUUGUGUCUUAGCUAUUGAGAUAUGAAAGUCAUACCUCUCUCCAUGAGGCAUUUUUGAGGUAUAAUGAUAAAUUAUCAGUAAGAUGGAAAAUACGAGCAGAUCCUGAAAUCGUUAAGAAAGCUGUUGAUUAAAUUCUUCUCAACUCUAGAUUAAAUGAAUUCAAUGCCUUUCACAAGUUGAAAAAUCUCUUAGGGUAUAAAAUUUAUAUUGAAUUUUAGUUAAAAAGAUCUUCAAAAAAAAAUGAAUGCUAAAAAAAGAAAAAAUAUGUGUUUAAUGAAUUUGGCACUUUUUCUAUAAAAGAAAGACUUUUAAUUAAAAACUGCAGCAGUAGCUGCUUUGAAACCAAAAAAUUAAGAUUCUGACAAAAUGUUGGGUUUGCUUUUAUGGAGCAUCAGUUCUAAACAUAGAGAGAGAUAUUUAAGAGAGAAAUUCAAUUGGUGGAGACUUUAUUCAAAGGUAAAAUCAGAUAAAUUGUAAAAAUAAUUGAAAGCUCUUGAAAGAUUAGGUGAUGAAUACAAUAUGAGAAAUGAUAGACUAGAUAGAUAAAGAUUGAAAGAGGUAUGAAAUAUUUUAGAUUAUAAUUAGGCUUUUGAAAAAUGGAGAGGUGAUUUAAUGAAUUUUAGACUCAAAAAAAAGUUUUUCUCUGUACUGUUAAAAACUACAUUUGGUAGAUUAUAGAGAUGCUAUACAAGAUGGGUUGAUUUGCCUGAUAAAAGAGAAAAUGACAUGAAAAAGUAAGGCAUGUUAUUGAUAACUAAAUUAACAAAUAAAGCAGAUUAGAAUAAACGAUUAGUUUGGAAUUCCUUUAAGGCUAUUGAUGAUGAUGCUAAAAAUAAGAAGACAAAAGUCAUUAGAGAAUUAAUUGAAGUUACUUUUAAUCAAUCAUAUACAGCCUUCUAUAAAUGGGCAAAUUAUAACACCUAUGCCAAAUUAACUGAAACAAACUUAAGAAAAAUUAAAGCCCUAUAAGCUAGUGCUAAUGUAACUUAAUAAUUAGUAAAAUUUGAAACUUUUAAAUUAUUUGGAUUGAGUAAAAAGGCUGAAAUAUGUUAAUUUCUAAAUAAGUUGAUCUUAAAAAUUCAAUAAAGAUAAAAAAUGGAUGCUCUGAGAUAAAUUGAAAACGUAUCUAUGUAAAAAAAAAUGUAAGAGAAAUUAGAUAACAUCAACAAACAAGAAAUUAUCUCUAGAUUAGGGGAUACAGCAAAUAAAACAGAAAAAGGUUUGUUAAGAUAAGUGUUAAGAAAAUUUGCAAUAAUGAGAGAAUAAUAGGAAAUUAAAAAUAAAUACUUUGGUAGAAUUAUUUUAACCACAAGUGGAAUGGCUAUGGAUGCUUUUCGUAGGUGGAAAUAGUUGCCUGAUCCAUCUGAUUAAUAAAUGCUACAAAAUGUUUCAAAAUUCUAGUUAAGACUCCAAUUUCUCUUUAAACAAAGAGUAAAACAAUCAUUUGAUCCUUUAAAAGAAGUUUAUUAUUAAGGUAUCUAAUCUAAAAGACUAUGUAUUAAAUAAAUGUUAGUCAAAUAAUUAAGUGCUCCAUAAAGAUUUCUACGUCAAUGGUAAUCUAUGAAUAAAAUUUAUAAAUCUGUAAUAGCUUGUUAAAAAACCAAUAACUUUUUUGAUUCAUUAUAGGAUGUGCUAAAAAGUAAUAUUAAAUCCUUUUUAUACACAAGAAAAGACGCAGAAGCUAAGGAAAGAUGCUUGGUUAAAUUAAUGUCUUCAUUUACUAAUAAUUUGAUGAUAGCAUUCUUAAAAUGGAAAAAUUAUAAUAAAUAAUAAAAAAUAUCAGAACAAUUGGGAGAUGAGAAAAAAAAGUUUAUGUUAAUCAAUCUGUAGAGAUUCAUAAAAAAUGAUAACUUAAAUAGAUUAAGAAGAAUUCUAAGACUCUUUUAUAAUGAAUAACAAGUAAAUUAGAUGAUAAAGAAAAUUCAUUUAAGAGUUCUUCAAACUUAAAUAGGAUAAGUAGAAUCAUCAUUUUUAAAAUGGAAAUCCUUACCUGGAGAUGAUGCAUUGAAAAAUUAAGCUAAAGUAAGUAAAUUUGCUAUUUCACUUGGUAAAAUUGCUUAUAGAUUCGUAAAAUUGAAUUCUUGGGAUUAAUUAGAAAAUAACUUAUUAGAUGGAUAAGCUAAAAAGAAAUUUUGCAUCAAUAAAAUGAUUGCAAUUACUCAAAGUGAUUUGAAAAAAGCAUUUUUAUUAUGGCAUCGAAAAGCUUGGGAAAUGAAAAUGUUUGAUAAGUUUUCAUAACUAAAUGUUACCCUAAAUGAUUAAAUUGUCAAGUAAAAAUUAAUUGGAUGGAUAAAUGCAGGAUCAAAAGUUAAAUUUUUUGCUCUAACAGAAGUUUUGAGAAGAUUUAAUUAAAAUGCAAUCGAAAAUAAUCUCAAAAGAAAAGCUCUUGCUAUAAUAAGCAGAAAUACAAUUUCUUAGGUUUGGCUAUCAUUCAAUAGAUGGAAGUAAUUGCCUGAAGAUAAUAAUGAUAUUAGGGCUAAAGUAAGCAUUUUUGAAAAAUCUAUGAGUAAAUUUGUAAUUCAUAUUUGGAAGAAACACACUUGGAAUCCUUUAUAAGAAGUUUAUGAUGACGGUUUGGCAAUUAAAAAAAGAGCAGUAUUGUUAAUGAUAAAGACUUAAGAAUCAGAAUAAUAAAGAACCCUCGAUUAAUGGAAUAAAAAUGUUUCAUUAAUUAAAGAAGUAGAGAGAUGCAAAGUUGUUAUAAGCUUAUUUGGAUUUUUAGGAUCACAUAUCAAGAAUAAUAUCGCUCCAUUAAAGCCAGAUGAAGAAUCAUAAAAGAAAGAAAAGGCAUUGCUUAGACUUAUCGGAAACUUUGAUAGUAAUUUACGAUAUUUCUUCAUGAAAUGGUAUAAUGAUGGAAAAUUAGAAANGUUUGGAUUUAUAGGCUCACAUAUCAAGAAUAAUAUCGCUCCAUUAAAGCCAGAUGAAGAAUCAUAAAAGAAAGAAAAGGCAUUGCUUAGACUUAUCGGAAACUUUGAUAGUAAUUUACGAUAUUUCUUCAUGAAAUGGUAUAAUGAUGGAAAAUUAGAAAAAUUAUAAGGAGCAAUGACUGAUGAGAAAAAGAAAUUGCUAUUGGAAGCCAUUAAUAAUUUCUCUAAGAAUAAUGACUAUGCAAGAUUGAGAGCCAUUCUCGCUAAAUUCAGAAGAAAUUCAAGCAUUACUGCAGUUCAAGACAGAUUCUUUGCUAAAUUGUUUGCAACUUAAUUCGGAGGUGCUAUUAUGGCAUUCUAAAAAUGGAAAAACUUACCUGAACCAGUCAAUACUGAAUAAUUAAAGAAUGCAAGAAAAUUUGAAAGAACAUUAGACAUACUUUUCCACACUCACUUAAAAGUCUCAUUUGAUCCAUUGAAAGAAGAUUAUAUGGAUGCUUUAAACAUUAAAAGAAUGUGUUUAAGAAAAUUAUUUGAAAAGAGUAUGAGUGCUCAUAAAAGAUUAUUUUUACUUUGGGCUCAAUAAAAUAGAUAAGCUAAAUAAAUUGAAGUUUGUAGAUUGACUACAGCAUUAUUUGUGGGAUUAGCUUAAAUCGUAACUGCUAACGUUCAACCAAUAAUGUAAAAUCCACGUGAAGCCUAAGCCAAAGAAAAAGCUUUACAUCUAAUAUUCUAAGGUUAAGCAGAAAAUUUAAGUAGAGCAUUCUUUUUGUGGAGAAAUAGAGCCUAAUAAGAAAGAAUGAAUUAAAACUUUGAAGAUGCUUUAACAGUUGAGAAGAAAAAAUAAUUGACUGAAUAAUUAGUCUAAUUUGAAAAUGGAAAUAAAUUUGCAUUAUAUAGAUAAAUUUUAGCUAAAUUCUCUUUAGCCCAUAAAAAGGAAAAAUUGAUUCUUUAAAUUAAUGCAAGAAUGUUAAGAACCCAAAUUGGAGCUGUUUGGGAUACAUUUAAUAAAUGGAAAAAUAUUCCAGAAGCUAAUGCUGAUGAAUUAAUUAAAGCAAGUAAGUUUGAAGCCUAAUUAAAUAAAUUUGCCCUUCAUAUUUGGAGAAAAAGAACUUGGAAUCCACUUUAAGAAGUUUAUGAUGAUGCACAAGCUUUAAAAAAGAGAGCAAUCAUAUUGAUGAUUAAGACAUAAGAAUCUGAAUAGUAAAGAGUUUUGGAUUAAUGGAAUAAGAAUGUUGGCUUAAUUAAAGAAGUAGAAAGAUGCAAAUGUGUCAUUGGUUUGUUUGGAUUUAUAGGCUCACAUAUCAAGAAUAAUAUCGCUCCAUUAAAGCCAGAUGAAGAAUCAUAAAAGAAAGAAAAGGCAUUGCUUAGACUUAUCGGAAACUUUGAUAGUAAUUUACGAUAUUUCUUCAUGAAAUGGUAUAAUGAUGGAAAAUUAGAAAAAUUAUAAGGAGCAAUGACUGAUGAGAAAAAGAAAUUGCUAUUGGAAGCCAUUAAUAAUUUCUCUAAGAAUAAUGACUAUGCAAGAUUGAGAGCCAUUCUCGCUAAAUUCAGAAGAAAUUCAAGCAUUACUGCAGUUCAAGACAGAUUCUUUGCUAAAUUGUUUGCAACUUAAUUCGGAGGUGCUAUUAAGGCAUUCUAAAAAUGGAAAAACUUACCUGAACCAGUCAAUACUGAAUAAAUGAAGAAUGCAAGAAAAUUUGAAAGAACAUUAGAUUUACUUUUUAGAGGCCGAGUAAAAGCAUCAUUUGAACCAUUAAAGGAUGUUUACUAAGAAGGGAAUAGCAAAAAGUUAUUUUGUUUAAGAAAAUUAAUGACUCUUGCUAUGGGUUAAAACAAACGAUUAUUCUUAUAUUGGAGAGAUAUAAAUAGAUUACAUAAGUCAAUAGAAACAUGCAAACAUACCACAAAUUUAUUCUAGACACUUGCCUUCACAUUGGCAGGGCAUAUAUAGACAAUAUUUAAACCAAAUAAAUAAUAAGAAAGUGUUUUGAAUAAAAUGUUAAUGAACUAUAAUAAUGCUUUAAGAUGGGCCUUUGUUCAUUGGAAUAAUUCAGCUAAAUAAGCUAAAAUUUAAACUAAACUUGAUGAUGAAAAGAAAAGAUUGUUGUUAUUUGCCCUCCAUAGAAAUUUAAGAACAAAUGAUUAAGGCAAAUUGCGAGACAUUUUGAGAAAGUUUUCAAAGGAAAGAUAGAAGCAAGCUUUAAUAAAGAAAUUACAAAUAUAAUUAUUGCACACAUUUGUAGGGUAGAUAGAAGUUUCCUUCUAAAAAUGGAAAGCUCUACCAGAAACUAAGGAAUUAGAGCAAAUGAAGGCAAGCAUAUUUGAAAAAUCACUUAAUAGAUUCAAAGUUCAUAUGGUUAGAAAGACAGCAUAUCAUUAAUUAUAUAAUAUUUAUUUAGAUGGCUAAGCAAAAUAAAAAUAUGCUAUAAAUAAAAUGUUGUAUAAUUGUAUGAGUGCUUAAAAGAAAGCAUUCUUGAAAUGGUAUAAAAUUGUUGAAUUCAGCAGAGCAGCAGAAGCAUUCGAUAUUUCAGAUAAGAAGAAACUUGCAAUCUAAUUAUUCUACUAACACAAAAUGAACUAAUUAAAUGUAGCUUUUGUAGAAUGGAAACGUUUAUCAUCAAAUUUAACGAAUAGAAAAGAAACCGCUCAAGAAAGAGAGAUUAGAUUAAAGAGAGAGGCAAUUCUUUUAUUCCAAAACUUUGCUUAAAUAAAAUUAAGAAUAUAUUUCUAGAGAUGGAACAUUAGAGCUGUUAAGAAGAAUAUGAUUUCAGUAUUUAAUGCAAUUUAAAAAUUACUUUUAUUCAAUAUGAAACAAGAUAGAGAAUUAAUGAAAGAAGCAUUAGAUAUUUGGAGAGGACCAAAACUUUAAAAUCAAUGGUUCUAGAGAGUAGCCGAAAUGAUAGCAAAGAACACAAGAAUUACUCCAUAAAUAGCCUUUUGGAGAAUGAGAGAUAAUGCAACCACAUAAAAAGCUGUCAGUUUAAAUACUUUGUAAAUAGUAAAAUGCAAGAAGUUGAUAAAUAAUUUGUUAAAGGCAUACGAUAGAGUGAGAUAAAGAGCAUUUACGAAUAUAGAACACUUUGGAAGAGGAAUAACUGAUGCAAGUUCAUUUUAACCAUCACAUUCAAGUUUCUUAUAAUAGACCCCUGUUCGAGAUUCCUAGUAGAAAUCCUAAAUGGAAUCAAUUAUAUUAAAACAUAGUUAAUAGGUAGCUCUUAGUACUUUGUAAAGAGUUUUCCGUAGACAUUUGAAAUUUAGAUUUACUGAAUUAGUUUUAAUUGCAUCACAAUGUUAGAAAUUAGGCGAAUAAAUGUUGAAGAGUUCAAUUUAACCAACUCAGUACAAAUUUAUUCAUAAAAAAAUGGCAGCUGAAAAAUUAAUUGGUGUAAUGGAGAGAAAUCUUUAAUUAAAAGAAUUAAUAUUUUUCAAUUCAAUAGCUAAUGUAAUUAUUUUAUAUUUUUUAGUAAUCCGAUCCAGAUUUGCUAAAAAGAAUGAACGAAUUAAUUGAAGAAAAUAGUAGAUUAAGAGACUAAGCAACUAAUGAUGAGACAAUUAAUUCUAAAGAUUAAUAAAUCUCGGAAUAGCAAAGAUUAAUUCAAGAUUUAAACACCAGACUUGAUAGAAUGAGAGGUUAAAGGUAUUUAAAUCAUAAUAUAUUAAUAGAAUAAUGAAAUCUUUAGAAGAAUAUUAAGAUCAUUUAGUUGAAGAUGGUUUCUUUGCUAUAUAAGAGCAUCAAAAAGAAUGAGU
Paramecium pentaurelia is the source of this 6900-nucleotide messenger RNA. NCBI's taxonomy places the organism in Eukaryota, Ciliophora, Oligohymenophorea, Peniculida, Parameciidae. The record is from the annotation of a GenBank genome assembly.